This is a messenger RNA of Loxodonta africana (African savanna elephant), 1044 nucleotides long. It is a transcript of the gene THYN1, whose product is annotated as thymocyte nuclear protein 1. The transcript has 8 exons. The record is from RefSeq and is a predicted model, not a curated record. Gene Ontology annotation, cellular component: nucleus. NCBI's taxonomy places the organism in Eukaryota, Metazoa, Chordata, Mammalia, Proboscidea, Elephantidae. The coding region runs from base 205 to 885 and encodes 226 amino acids.
GGGGACGGAAAGCGUGGGCUUCCGGCGCCUUGGAAAGUGGUUCGGGGUGGAUGUUGCUGAGUCGUGGGACUGCGCGGUGAUUUAUGCAAGACAGAUCAAAGAAGACAGGAAAAUUUAGGAAGAGGUUUCUGGGACCGUAGAGUUGCCACUUCUACCUGUCGGUUGAUUUCAGAAUCACUCGCUCCUCAGCCACCGCAAGGAGACAUGCCGAAAUCCCAGAAGAGGCUGACUGGGGCUGCUGGGUCAGACAAGAAGGGGCCAUCAGGAAAACGUACCAAAACUGGGAACCCAGAUGGGGCAUCAGCUAAAAUGGAGAACUCUAGCCCUCAGAAGACUUCAGCCUCUAAGAAUUGUGGAAAGAAUUCAAGCAGCCACUGGCUGAUGAAGUCAGAGCCAGAGAGCCGACUAGAGAAAGGUGUAGAUGUGAAGUUUGGCAUUGAGGAUCUCAAAGCACAGCCCAAUCAGACAACAUGCUGGGAUGGUGUUCGAAACUACCAGGCCCGGAACUUCCUUAGAGCCAUGAAGCUGGAAGAAGAGGCCUUCUUCUACCACAGCAACUGCAAAGACCCAGGCAUUGCGGGGCUUAUGAAGAUUGUGAAGGAAGCCUACCCGGACCACACGCAGUUUGAGAAAAACAGUCCCCAUUAUGACCCAUCCAGCAAAAAGGACAACCCCAAAUGGUCUAUGGUGGAUGUACAGUUUGUUCGAAUGAUGAAGCGUUUCAUUCCCCUGGCUGAGCUCAAAACCCACCACCAAGCUCACAAGGCCACUGGCGGCCCCUUAAAAGACAUGGCUCUCUUCACUCGCCAGAGACUCUCAGUUCAGCCGUUGACCCAAGAAGAGUUUGAUUUUAUUUUGAGCCUGGAAGAAAAGGAACCAAGUUAACCGGGAUACUACUGGUGAAUAGGCAAGACACAUCUUCAAAGAAGUCAAACUGAUACGGCAAAAGAAGAUGCAAGGAGCUUUGGUUAUGUUUACUUGGGGUUGUGUAUAUAGGUGGCUUUUGUGUACUUUUUUCAAUAAAACAAUAUCCACGCUGGAAAA